Pyricularia pennisetigena is the source of this 2277-nucleotide messenger RNA. RefSeq lists its product as uncharacterized. Gene Ontology annotation, biological process: regulation of actin filament polymerization. Lineage: Eukaryota; Fungi; Ascomycota; Sordariomycetes; Magnaporthales; Pyriculariaceae. The record is from RefSeq and is a predicted model, not a curated record. Gene Ontology annotation, molecular function: protein binding. The transcript is spliced from 4 exons. The coding region runs from base 1 to 2277 and encodes 758 amino acids.
AUGGCCGACACAGAGGUUGCGCCAACAUUUGGCGCAGAACUCAAGGAUGGCUUCAAAGCCGCCAAUGCCUGGGUUGGCCAUGGCAUUGCCUGGAUAGACGACCUUCAGCAGUUUUACCGUGAACGAGCAGCGAUUGAGAAGGACUACAGCGCAAAACUCGCGGCAUUAGCCAAGAAGUACUAUGAAAAGAAAUCAAAAAAGUCUGCGGUCUUGAGUGUGGGCGACACGCCGGCAAUGACCCCCGGAUCCCUGGAAAGUGCUUCCAUAACAACAUGGACGACGCAGCUGAACACGGUCGAGAGGCGCGCAGAAGAGCACAGCCGAUACGCCAACGAACUGAUCAACCGGGUGGCCACACCGAUGCAGGCAUACCAGACCAAGUUUGACGAGCUCCGCAAGCGGCACGCCGAAUUCGCCGAUAAGCUCGAGAAGGAGCGUGAUUCGUCAUACUCUGAGCUGCGAAAGGUCAAGGGCAAAUACGACAAUGUCUGCCAGGAAGUGGAGAGCAAACGCAAGAAGUCCGAGUCGGCGUUUGACAAGGCCAAGGCGCAAAGCAAUUACCAGCAGCAGAUACACGAGAUGAACAACGCCAAGAACACAUAUAUCAUCGCCAUCAAUGUCACAAACAAGCAAAAGGAGAAGUACUACCACGAAUAUGUUCCCGAGGUUAUGGACAGUCUGCAGGACCUUUCAGAGUUCAAGACCAUCAAGAUAAACGAACUCUGGACUUUGGCAUCAACCUUGGAAUCAGGGCUUUUGAAGUCAAGCGGAGAGAUGAUAGAUCACCAGACCGAGGAGAUUGCGCGGAAUCUCCCCCAUCUAGAUUCUCUCAUGUACAUGCGCCACAACAUUGGUGCGUGGCAGGAGCCUGCGGACAAGAUGUUUGAACCAAGCCCUGUGUGGCAUGAUGACGACUCCAUGGUGGUGGAGGAACCGGCAAAGGUAUACUUGCGCAACGUACUUAACAAGUCCAAGAGUCAGUUGGGCGAUCUCCGACGCGAGGUCGACAAGAAACGACGCGAGGUCGAGGCGAUGAAGAGGGUCAAGCAAAACGUUAGGAACGGGACAGACAAGAAGGAUGAGGUGGCCGUGGUCAACUCGAUCUUUGCAAUGCAGGAGGACCUCCACCAGGUUGAACGCAAACGAAUAACGGCCGAGGUUGAGACGUCGACCAUUACAUCCGCUGUCGGCGAUGUGACGCUGGGCGCCAAAAACCACAACUUCAAAUCUCAGACUUUCAAAAUCCCCACCAAUUGCGAUCUUUGUGGUGAGAGGAUCUGGGGUCUUUCCGCCAAAGGCUUUGACUGCAGGGAUUGCGGUUACACAUGCCACAGCAAGUGUGAAAUGAAGGUGCCGGCAGAAUGCCCCGGCGAGCAAAGCAAAGAGGAACGCAAGAAGCUCAAGGCGGAGAGGCAGGAGGCAGCCAACACGCUGCUCAAGCCCAGUGGGAGCACACACAAAAAGACUCCAUCAUCAACCGAGGGAAUGGCGGAACUGCCUGCUCUAAGCAGGUCCGAUACGAUGAACUCGUUGAGCUCAGGCUACGCCGCGAGCGCACACCGGUCGAUUUCGGGUGCCAGGUCGCCAGCUGAGGAGACACCGACUGGUGAGGCACCGGCGGCGCCGAAGCCGGCCAACACGCUGCGGAAGAACAGGGUUAUUGCCCCACCUCCCGCUGCAUAUAUUAGCGAGCUGCCUGGGAGCUCCCCGGCGAACGGCAGCUCGGGCCCUGGCGCGGGCAAGGCACCAGAGCAGAAGGGCAAGAUGCUAUACGCAUUUGACGCCAAUGGCGAGGGCGAGCUCACGGUGCCGGCAGGGCGGGAUCUCGUUAUUCUUGAACCAGAUACUGGGUCCGGAUGGAUCAAAGUUCGGGCUGGAUACAAGGAAGGGCUUGUGCCCGCGACGUACGUCGAGCUGGCACCGGCAGGGGCACCGUCAACAACCGUCAUCGCACCGCCACCGGCGAUGGCACCUCAGCAUACUGGUGCAUCAGGUCGUCCGGGCUCCAUCUACUCAAACAGCGGUUCAUCAAUCGGCGGCACCGCUCCCGCAGUGAAGAAGAAGGGGCCGGCGGUGGCACCUCGGCGCGGGGCGAAGAAGACGGCAAGGCAUGUAGAUGUCCUGUAUGACUACACGGCGCAGAGUGACGCCGAGCAUAGCAUCGUCGAGGGCGAGCGGCUGGUGCUCAUCAAGGAAGACCCAGGGGAUGGAUGGGCCGAGGUUGAGAAGGGCGGUUUGACAAAGAGUGUUCCAGCAAGCUAUCUGCAGCUUGUAUAA